Messenger RNA from Desarmillaria tabescens, 1286 nucleotides. RefSeq lists its product as uncharacterized. The record is from RefSeq and is a predicted model, not a curated record. NCBI's taxonomy places the organism in Eukaryota, Fungi, Basidiomycota, Agaricomycetes, Agaricales, Physalacriaceae. Bases 215 to 1231 code for a protein of 338 amino acids. The transcript is spliced from 5 exons.
UUGAACAACUGUCGGACAAGUGCUUAGACAUGGGCGACGAUAUCGUUCCUCACUUCUUGUGGGCCCAGCCCCUUGCAUGCAGUUGUCACUUCAAUGACAUGAGCAAAUGUUCUGUUCGGCGUUGGAGAUGCUUUUUUAUAUUUGUCCUCAUCUCUCUGCGCGUUCGAAUCAUCUUUAUCGAUAAUUUCAACGUAUUUAAUUUUUACAAUUGCAUAUGACGUCAGCACACACCCUUUUAACCUACGCUGUCAUGUCCAAUAACCGUGGUGAGCGAGGGUCAUGGCGUGGACGAGCCACGCGAAGCGUUACUGGGAAUCUAAGACGACCGAUGGAAUAUAUACCUUCAGUCAGCCGGAGUAGCGGCCUAGACAAGGAUGGAGACGUGCUGAAGGAUUUCAAAGUGCAAGAAGAAUACCGAGAGUUUAUACAGGAAAAGCUGAAUGAUGUUUGGAAGCGGUUCAUUCUCGGGGACAACCAGACAGAGAAACAACGCACAGACGCCCAGGAGAACAUAUUAAUUCUCUUCAGAAAGCUCAGAGAAGGCAUAUAUGCCUGCGGAAGAAAAGACGGCUUUGCACUAGAAGCAUAUGAAACUUCCUUCCAUCUAGCCAUUCUUUUCAAUGUUCACCGUCAGAUUGGCUCCAUCAUCCCUCAUCUUUUCGUCGACCUCUUACCCGCCAAUGUCUCCGAUGAAAAGGAUCCGUCCGUUACCAUCCUCGUUUGUCUUUUGUACCACCUCGUCGCCGAAUACCCUUCUCAGAUCACAUACCGGCAUUUCCUCGAUUCCUUACCCUCAGUGUUCAAGUUCAAGGAUACACCCGCCCAUGCUUGGAUCAAAAACCUAUCUCAGUCCAUACGAACGCGCAAUUACGUCCAUUUUGAAUCUUUAACGCGCCAGUCCGCCCUGGUUGGUCUUGUUGGGGACAGAUGUUCAGAUCCGGCCGCUAUUCAGCAUGUCGAGCACCUAGCAUUCUACUCUUUGGUCGAUUCGUUGCAUUCUCGCAAUCGAUCUACGACUUGGACAGUGCUACGAUCUGCAUAUCGAGAACUAUCGAGUCAUCCCGAGUCGGAAACGCGUGCGUGGCUAACCAGGACUCUUGUCCUACAUCUCGUCGCGUCCUCGAAGGUUGUCACUGAUUUGGAUGGCUGGUUGGAAUCUGAAAGCCUUCUAGGUCAUAUUCGCCGGAAGGAAGGUAUUGAUGGACGUUGGAUAGUUUGCAAAGUUCAAUAACGCAAAAUAUCAACUGUACAACAAUUUCUAUACAUUUACCUUGUUUACCUAUUGA